UGAGAGGAGAGAGGCAUCCGAGGAGAUAGGUGGCGAUGUAGCUUAGCAUGCUAGCAAUGUAGCACAGUAAAAGAAGAGACAAACCAACUGAUGUUAUGGUGUUAAAAAAUAUUUAUACAGAAAAUAGAGACUCGGCUAAAGGGUAACACUAGCAUUUCGUGAUUUAUCCACGUUUCGAUCAGGAAUGGCUGUUGAACAGUUUGUCUCAAAGACACUUGAGCUUUUACAAGAGGAAAGGGAGGCUGAAAUAGAGGAGACCAGGAUAUGGCAGGAGAACAUCUCUCUCAAAGAUCUUCAAAAUAAAGGGGUUUGCCUGCUGAAGCUGCAGAUUGGAAGUCAAUCUACGGGCCUUUAUGGUCGCACAGUUGUCACCCUUCAGCCCAGGAAGCAUCUUGGUUUCUUAUCUCUGCCAAGCAACAGUUUUGGGCCAGGGGACAUAGUUGGCUUAUAUGACACAGGCGGAUGCUCUGCAGCAGCACAAAUCGGCACGGGAAUAGUGACAAGGGUCAGCCAGGCCUUUAUAAGUGUGGCAUUUGAUGAUUCAAAGGAUGGCCUCAGCUUUGAUGAUGAUGCUCUUUACAACCUCUUAAAGUUGGCAAAUGAUGUCACGUACAAACGAAUGAAACAGGCCCUGAAUGCAUUAAACGGAUACAGUAAUGGACCAGCUGGCAAUCUGAUAAGUGUUCUGUUUGGAGACACAAAACCUUCCUCUCAGUCACAGCCAAAUGAAGUAGAUUUUUUUAACCCCAACCUGGAUGACUCCCAGAGAGAUGCUGUGUCCUUUGCUCUGUCUCAGAGAGAGCUGGCUGUGAUUCAUGGACCACCAGGCACUGGCAAAACCACCACAGUGGUGGAGAUCAUCCUCCAGGCUGUCAAACAAGGUCAAAAGGUCCUGUGCUGUGCCCCUUCUAAUGUGGCUGUGGAUAACUUGGUUGAGAGGUUAGCUCAAUGCAAAGCAAAGGUCCUGAGACUGGGUCACCCUGCCAGGCUGCUGGAGUCCAUUCAGAAACACUCGCUCGACGCUGUCCUUGCUCAGAGUGAUAACGCAAACAUCAUCGCUGACAUUCGUAAAGACAUGGAUAAAGCUUUUAUGGGAAUGAAGAAGAUGCAUGAAAAAGGAGAACGAGGGAACCUCAGGAGAGAAAUAGGGGAGCUAAGAAAAGAACUGAAAACCAGGGAAGCAGCAGCCAUCACGCAGAUCCUAAAAAGUGCUGAUGUUGUUUUAUCAACCAAUACAGGCGCUUGUGCUGACGGCCCUCUAAAGUUCCUGCCGGCGGAACAUUUUGAUUGGGUGGUGAUAGACGAGUGCGCUCAGGCCUUGGAGAGCAGCUGCUGGAUUGCUCUUCUCAGAGCACGCAAGUGCAUUCUGGCUGGAGAUUACAAGCAGCUACCACCUACAAUCAAAUCACAAACGGCUGCGUCAAAAGGUCUGUCACUGAGCCUCAUGGAGAGACUGAUCCAGAUGUAUGGAGACUCUGUUGUCCGUAUGCUAACAGUUCAGUACCGCAUGAACAGCGCCAUCAUGGAGUGGGCCUCCAAAGAGAUGUACCAGGGGAGACUGACAGCUCACAGCUCUGUGAAGGGACACUUAUUAAAAGAUCUACCCAGAGUCUCAUGUGUGGAAGAAACAAGCACACCACUGCUUCUUAUCGACACGGCAGGCUGUGGUCUGAAUGAGAUGGAGGUCGCUGAUGAGCAAUCUAAGGGCAACCAAGGUGAGGUGGAUAUCGUUGAUCUGCACAUUAAGGCCCUGACUGAAGCUGGUUUAAAAGCUAAAGACAUCGCUGUUAUUGCGCCAUACAAUCUACAAGUGGAUCUGCUGCGUCAGAGAUUAUCUGCAAGACAUCCGGAGCUGGAGAUAAAGUCAGUGGAUGGAUUUCAGGGCAGAGAGAAAGAAGCUGUGGUGUUGUCUCUUGUUCGAUCCAACAGAAAAGGUGAAGUUGGAUUUCUUGCAGAGGACCGAAGGAUUAAUGUUGCUGUAACACGCGCAAGACGUCACAUUGCUGUGGUUUGUGACACCCAAACAGUCCAAAAUCAUCUCUUCCUAAAGUCCCUAAUUACCCACAUGACUGAGUUUGGUGAGGUCAGAACGGCAUUCGAGUACAUCCAGGACAUAGUGCCACAGAACUACACCCGUGACCAUAAAGACACAAAGCCCAACACAUCUUCCAGCAGCUCCAACACCAAACAGAAAGUUAAACAACCACCCCCCAGCAAAGGGAAACAAGGACAGAUGUCAAGUGAUAAAAAUACUGCUACAAAGAAGCAGACAGCAUCUUUUGAAACGGCACAGAGAGAGGAAGAGCAGAAGAAAAACAGACACGCUGAGAUCAGAGAGCAGGUGGAGAACUUUCUAAAGGAUUUGAAUCAAAAUGAACUCCAGUUUCCAUCAUCGUUUAACUCUCACGACCGCCUGCUGGUCCAUCAGAUUGCUGAGGAGCUGGGACUUGUACAUGAAAGUAAGGGUGAGGGGAAAGACCGGUGCAUCACUGUCUCCAGGCCAGUACAGUCAUCACCUGCUGAGGAGCAAAAUCAGGAAGCAGAAAACACCCAAGAAGAAGAAACAGUUCAAAAUCCCCAAACAGAGCUGCUGUCUCAACUUCCAUUAGACCUGAAAAGUUUACAUUUAGAGCGGAUGAAGAGGGAGCAGCAGAAAAGAGAAGAAAAUAGUCAACAAAAAAAGCAGCAGGGCAAUAUCCCAGCAGCUCAAAGCCAGUCAUCAAAGAAGCAAAAGUCAGCAAAAGGAAAGAGCCGAACAAAGGCGGGCGCAUGCGACAUUGCUACCGCUGCUGCUCCAGACGAUGACUUUGACGCGCUGAUCAAUGCUGUCAAGAAGGCCGACAGUGUGUGCAGUUUUGUGAAGUGUAAGGCGUCGGUGCUAACACUUGGACAGCUUUGCCUUUUCUGCAACAGGCAGUUUUGUCUGAGUCAUCAUAUACCAGAGGUCCAUGGCUGUGGAGAUAAAGCAAAGUCUCAUGCUCGGAUGAGAAUAAGUAAAGAAGGUGUUCUUUAUGCAGGGAGUGGCAAGAAAGACAAAUCAAUGGACCCCAAUAAGAAAGCCUAUCUGCAAAGGAAACUGGAUUCCAAGCUGAAAGAUAUGGCAUCACAGAGGAGACCGAAAACCAAAGAGGAUAGUUAGUGAUAACUAACAACCGUAUUAUUAAUGAGCUGAUCUGCAGACUUUGUUCUAAAAGUGAUUAAACAAUUUUAACGGCC
Molecule: messenger RNA, 3216 nt
Organism: Cheilinus undulatus (humphead wrasse)
Lineage: Eukaryota; Metazoa; Chordata; Actinopteri; Labriformes; Labridae
Gene: ighmbp2
Product: immunoglobulin mu DNA binding protein 2
Exons: 16
Coding region: 185-3139 (984 amino acids)
Molecular function (GO): RNA binding; zinc ion binding; ATP hydrolysis activity
Source: RefSeq, a predicted model, not a curated record